This is a messenger RNA of Epinephelus fuscoguttatus (brown-marbled grouper), 525 nucleotides long. Its product is annotated as cytochrome c oxidase copper chaperone. NCBI's taxonomy places the organism in Eukaryota, Metazoa, Chordata, Actinopteri, Perciformes, Serranidae. Gene Ontology annotation, cellular component: mitochondrial intermembrane space. Gene Ontology annotation, molecular function: copper chaperone activity; copper ion binding. The record is from RefSeq and is a predicted model, not a curated record. Bases 116 to 310 code for a protein of 64 amino acids. The transcript has 4 exons. Gene Ontology annotation, biological process: mitochondrial respiratory chain complex IV assembly.
CACGUGAGCGCGUAUAAAACGGCAACGUGAGCCUGUACUAACUGUGUUGGUUCCCUUUUGAAGGUGAAGCGUUCACUAGCGUGUACCACCGACCUCCAUUCAAUUCAGCCUGAAGAUGUCGACCGUGUCUGCUGCUGGCCCAGAGUCUGUGACUGAGGCCCCUGAGCAGAAGCCACUGAAACCAUGUUGUGCUUGUCCAGAGACAAAGAAAGUCAGGGACGCCUGCAUCAUUGAAAAAGGAGAGGAAAGCUGCACAGACCUGAUCGAGGCGCAUAAAGAUUGCAUGCGGGCGCUUGGAUUCAAGAUUUAAGUACUCCAUUUGUGUGUGUGAGUGUGUGUGUUGCUGUGCAAGAUGCCCCUGAGUGUUCCUCUCCCCCUCCUUUGUACCUCUACUUGAAGGGAAAUGUGACUAAGCACUUCGGCUCUGAUGGGUUGAUUGACUUUCUGUGAAAUUGUUUUUUAAAACUUUUUUGAGAAAUGUGUGAAUAUCUAAACUGCUGUCUGAAUAAAAGUCCUAUGCAAUAA